AUGGUUCAACAGGCUUCUUUGGACUUCAACUCAAAGAUUUUUGGAAAUAUUUUUGUGCGAAAAAAUAAGCUGGAAUAUCAGAUUGAUCAGAUUCAACGGCGUUUGGAGGUUACUGAUGUGUUAUCUCUGAGAAUUAAAGAAGCUGAACUGAGGGAAGAUUAUAAUAGGCUUUUAUUGCAAGAGGAACUUUUUUGGUACCAGAAAUCUAGAGAGCAGUGGGUCAAGUAUGGGGAUAGAAACACUAAAUUCUUUCAUCUUCAGACUUUGGUGCGUAGAAACCAUAAUAGAGUACAUGGAUUAUAUGUUAGAGAUGGGUCUUGGUCUACUGAUCCAGAUAUUCUCCAGGAAGAAGCCCUCUCUUUUUACAAGAAUCUCUUUGGUACAACGGAAGAGGUUGAGGUUGAUUGUUUAGGGGAUGUUCCGAUGCCCACUCUAAGCACUGAGGCUUGUGCUAGGUUAAUUGACCCUGUCUCUUUUGCGGAAAAGUCAGCAGUAUUCAGUAUGAGCCCUUUUAAGGCUCCUGGUCCAGAUGGCUUUCAAGCUUAUUUUUUUAAAGAAUAUUGGGAGAUAGUAGGCACUGAGAUUUGGAAUAUUGUCCGGAGCGCUUUUUUGGGAGAGUUCUUAAAUCCUAGCAUCAUGGAAACUCUGAUUGUGCUUAUUCCUAAAAUUGAUAAUCCUACCUUUAUGAAGGAUUUCAGGCCUAUUAGCUUGUCUUAUGAUAGGGUUGAUUGGAGGUUUUUGAAGAGUACUCUCGUUGCUUUUGGUUUUCCUAUCAUCACUGUUAAUUUGAUUAUGACUUGUGUCCGUGCAUCAUCUCUUUCUAUUAUGUGGAAUGGAAAUAGAUUGGAUAGUUUUGCUCCUAGAAGGGGGCUUAGACAGGGCGAUCCAAUGUCUCCUUACUUAUUUGUGCUUUGUAUGGAAAGACUUGCCUGCUAUAUAUCUCAUAAGGUGGUCGAGGGUGUGUGGAAACCAGUUUCUGUCACUAGGGGUGGCCCAAAAUUUUCUCAUUUGAUGUUUGCAGAUGAUCUCUUACUCUUCUGCCAGGCUACAAAAAGUCAGGUCCAAAUGGUCAUGCAUUCUCUUAACAUUUUUUGCAAGGCAUCUGGCAUGAAAGUGAAUCUUGAAAAGUCUAAAGCUUUUUAUUCUAAAAAUGUGACUGCUCGUAGAAGAGAUAUUUUUACUAGUGUUUCUUCAAUACGUUUUGCUUUGGACUUAGGAAGAUAUCUUGGAGUUAACCUUAAUCAUUCUCGUACCAAUAGGGCUUCUUUUCAUUCGGUGAUUGAAAAGGUAUCUUUUUUUCCAAAUUGGGUUUGCGAUAAAUUAUCUUCUAUGAUGAGACAGUUCCUUUGGAAGGGUCAAGUUGAUGGUAAAGGUCUUUCUCUUGUUAAUUGGAGGACCGACAAGCCUUGGGUUGCUCUAUUGAGGGCGAAGUAUCUGAGGAAUGAGGGAGUUUUAGAUGGCCCUGUCCCUUACAAUGCUUCUCAUGUUUGGAAGAGUAUCUCAAAGGCUUUUGGUGCUCUUAAGGAUGCCUUCUCUUGGUGGGUUGGGUCACUUGAUCAAUCUUUUUGGUUUGACAAUUGGAAAGAUGUCAAACAGCGUUUGAAUGCUUAUAAUCCGGAUUUGAAUGCUGGAGAGAGUUCGGGUUGGUCGUGGGGUGUGGCAUCUUCUAGACUCGACUCAGCUAGGAGUGGUCUUCAUAAUGCUAUUCCUACGGCAGAGUUUUGUUUGGGUCAUGGUUUAGCUUUAUCUAGCACCUGUCAUCGGUGUCAGAAUGGUUCUGAAUCCAUUCUUCAUUGUCUUCGGGAGUGCCCUAGUGCCAAGGAGGUCUGGACCCUUUUAGGCCUGUAUUCAGAUAACUCGAAUUUACAUGAUUGGCUCUACAGAGGUGCAAGGAGUGGAUAUGUUUUUCUUUCCUUUUCGACCAUCUGGUGGAUUUGGAGAAGCAGGAAUCAUGACUUAUUUAAUAUAGAUGAUUCAUGGAGUGCUAGUAAAGUGGUGAAUUUGAUUCGUAGUUCAGUAAGGGAGUUUCACACUAUUUUUGCUAUGCAUCAAUCUUUGUCUCCUCCUUCACUUUGUUUGCAUUGGGUUCCACCUCCAGUUCAUUCUGUUAAAUUGAAUUGUGAUGCUAGUUGGUUUGCUCCUUCUGGCUAUGCUGGUUUUGGUUGUAUUAUUCGCAAUCCUGAUGGAUGUUGGUUGAAAGAUUGCACUGGAAAAGUCGAAGUGUGCAGUGUUCUUUUUGCUGAAUUGUAUGCAAUUUGGAGAGGUUUACUUCUUACUUGGGAGAGUGAAUUUCGUGAGGUUAUUUGUGAAACAGACUGUUUAGAAGCUCUUUUUUUGAGGACUACAAAUAGUGUUGCAGAUUGUAUGGCUAAAGCAGCUGCUUCUGUCGCAGACAUUCACUCGAAUUGGAGCCAACCAUGGAAUGAGCUUCAACAUCUAAUAGAUUUAGAUAUGACCCUAACCAAUUAA
Molecule: messenger RNA, 2469 nt
Organism: Arachis duranensis
Lineage: Eukaryota; Viridiplantae; Streptophyta; Magnoliopsida; Fabales; Fabaceae
Exons: 7
Coding region: 1-2469 (822 amino acids)
Molecular function (GO): nucleic acid binding; RNA-DNA hybrid ribonuclease activity
Source: RefSeq, a predicted model, not a curated record